Messenger RNA from Momordica charantia (bitter melon), 691 nucleotides. The record is from RefSeq and is a predicted model, not a curated record. Lineage: Eukaryota; Viridiplantae; Streptophyta; Magnoliopsida; Cucurbitales; Cucurbitaceae.
AAGAAAAAAGUUUAAUAUUAUUGUAAAAUGGAAGAAGUGACAGUUGUGAUCGUCGGCGCCGGCCCUUCUGGCCUGGCCACCGCCGCCUGCCUGAACCAUCUCUCCAUUCCCAAUGUCGUUCUUGAGAAAGAAGAUUGCCAUGCCUCACUGUGGAAGAAGAGAGCUUACGAUCGCGUAAGCCUUCACUUGGCCAAGGAAUUCUGCUCCCUUCCACUCAUGCCGCACUCACGCUCGACACCGACGUACAUGCCCCGAGCCACUUUUGUCAGGUACUUGGACAAGUACGUGGAGAAGAUGGGGAUAAAGCCGAGGUACAUGAGGAGUGUGGAGGAGGCGAAGUGGGAAGAGGGGGAGAAGAGGUGGAGGGUGGAGGCGUGGAACGGGGCGACGGGGGAGAGGGAGGAGUACUCGGCCGAGUUUCUGGUGGUUGCGAGCGGAGAGAACGGGUUGGGGAACGUGCCGGAGGUGGCGGGGAUGGAGAGCUUCGGCGGAGAGAUUAUUCAUUCGAGUAAGUAUAAAAGUGGGAGAGAAUUUGAAGGAAAAGAAGUUCUUGUGGUGGGAUGUGGGAACUCUGGGAUGGAGAUUGCUUUCGAUCUCUCUAACUAUGGAGCUCACACCUCCAUUGUUGUUAGAAGCCCUGUAAGAUCUCUCUAUACAUUCUCCAACUUAACCUUCUCUCUCCUUUCCUAAG